Gorilla gorilla gorilla (western lowland gorilla) is the source of this 1888-nucleotide messenger RNA. It is a transcript of the gene PGK1, whose product is annotated as phosphoglycerate kinase 1. Gene Ontology annotation, molecular function: ATP binding; phosphoglycerate kinase activity; ADP binding. The record is from RefSeq and is a predicted model, not a curated record. Gene Ontology annotation, cellular component: cytosol. The transcript is spliced from 11 exons. NCBI's taxonomy places the organism in Eukaryota, Metazoa, Chordata, Mammalia, Primates, Hominidae. Bases 192 to 1445 code for a protein of 417 amino acids. Gene Ontology annotation, biological process: gluconeogenesis; glycolytic process.
CUGCUCAGCAGGGCGCGCCGGGAGCAGCGGCCGGGAAGGGGCGGUGCGGGAGGCGGGGUGUGGGGCGGCAGUGUGGCCCCUGUUCCUGCCCGCGCGGUGUUCGGCAUUCUGCAAGCCUCCGGAGCGCACGUCGGCAGUCGGCUCCCUCGUUGACCGAAUCACCGACCUCUCUCCCCAGCUGUAUUUCCAAAAUGUCGCUUUCUAACAAGCUGACGCUGGACAAGCUGGACGUUAAAGGGAAGCGGGUCGUUAUGAGAGUCGACUUCAAUGUUCCUAUGAAGAACAACCAGAUAACAAACAACCAGAGGAUUAAGGCUGCUGUCCCAAGCAUCAAAUUCUGCUUGGACAAUGGAGCCAAGUCGGUAGUCCUUAUGAGCCACCUAGGCCGGCCUGAUGGUGUGCCUAUGCCUGACAAGUACUCCUUAGAGCCAGUUGCUGUAGAACUCAAAUCUCUGCUGGGCAAGGAUGUUCUGUUCUUGAAGGACUGUGUAGGCCCAGAAGUGGAGAAAGCCUGUGCCAACCCAGCUGCUGGGUCUGUCAUCCUGCUGGAGAACCUCCGCUUUCAUGUGGAGGAAGAAGGGAAGGGAAAAGAUGCUUCUGGGAACAAGGUUAAAGCCGAGCCAGCCAAAAUAGAAGCUUUCCGAGCUUCACUUUCCAAGCUAGGGGAUGUCUACGUCAAUGAUGCUUUUGGCACUGCUCACAGAGCCCACAGCUCCAUGGUAGGAGUCAAUCUGCCACAGAAGGCUGGUGGGUUUUUGAUGAAGAAGGAGCUGAACUACUUUGCAAAGGCCUUGGAGAGCCCAGAGCGACCCUUCCUGGCCAUCCUGGGCGGAGCUAAAGUUGCAGACAAGAUCCAGCUCAUCAAUAAUAUGCUGGACAAAGUCAAUGAGAUGAUUAUUGGUGGUGGAAUGGCUUUUACCUUCCUUAAGGUGCUCAACAACAUGGAGAUUGGCACUUCUCUGUUUGAUGAAGAGGGAGCCAAGAUUGUCAAAGACCUAAUGUCCAAAGCUGAGAAGAAUGGUGUGAAGAUUACCUUGCCUGUUGACUUUGUCACUGCUGACAAGUUUGAUGAGAAUGCCAAGACUGGCCAAGCCACUGUGGCUUCUGGCAUACCUGCUGGCUGGAUGGGCUUGGACUGUGGUCCUGAAAGCAGCAAGAAGUAUGCUGAGGCUGUCACUCGGGCUAAGCAGAUUGUGUGGAAUGGUCCUGUGGGGGUAUUUGAAUGGGAAGCUUUUGCCCGGGGAACCAAAGCUCUCAUGGAUGAGGUGGUGAAAGCCACUUCUAGGGGCUGCAUCACCAUCAUAGGUGGUGGAGACACUGCCACUUGCUGUGCCAAAUGGAACACGGAGGAUAAAGUCAGCCAUGUGAGCACUGGGGGUGGUGCCAGUUUGGAGCUCCUGGAAGGUAAAGUCCUUCCUGGGGUGGAUGCUCUCAGCAAUAUUUAGUACUUUCCUGCUUUUUAGUUCCUGUGCACAGCCCCUAAGUCAACUUAGCAUUUUCUGCGUCUCCACUUGGCAUUAGCUAAAACCUUCCAUGUCAAGAUUCAGCUAGUGGCCAAGAGAUGCAGUGCCAGGAACCCUUAAACAGUUGCACAGCAUCUCAGCUCAUCUUUACUGCACCCUGGAUUUGCCUACAUUCUUCAAGAUCCCAUUUGAAUUUCUUAGUGACUAAACCAUUGUGCAUUCUAGAGUGCAUAUAUUUAUAUUUUGCCUGUUAAAAAGAAAGUGAGCAGUGUUAGCUUAGUUCUCUUUUGAUGUAGGUUAUUAUGAUUAGCUUUGUCACUGUUUCACUACUCAGCAUGGAAACAAGAUGAAAUUCCAUUUGUAGGUAGUGAGACAAAAUUGAUGAUCCAUUAAGUAAACAAUAAAAGUGUCCAUUGAAACCGUGA